This is a messenger RNA of Salmo salar (Atlantic salmon), 431 nucleotides long. NCBI's taxonomy places the organism in Eukaryota, Metazoa, Chordata, Actinopteri, Salmoniformes, Salmonidae. The record is from RefSeq and is a predicted model, not a curated record.
AGGAGGCCAUAAGAGAGAGCCAACAGUACGGAGUAUGGCUUUGGCUUCUGCCGUAUUCACACGCAAUCUGGACCGGGCUCUCUCUGUGUCUGCCACCCUGGAGACUGGCACCGUCUGGGUAAACUGCUAUAAUGCCCUCCAUGCCCAGGCACCAUUUGGAGGAUACAAAAUGUCAGGCAAUGGACGAGAGCUGGGUGAAUAUGCAUUGGCAGAGUACUCUGAGGUAAAAGCUGUGACCAUCAAACUGACUGAGACGCUGUGAGGGACACAGGAGAGCCCACAAACCACUGCUGGAGCCCAGCCCAGCACUACUCUGUCAUCAACUCAGGCUGUGUCCCAACACUCUGAAGCCACUUCCUUUCCUCAUCUUCUUAUCUCCUUUCCUUUAUCACCUUUGGUCAUAAAGAGUUUGAUUUGUCCGUGUGCUGUGC